Sorex fumeus (smoky shrew) is the source of this 2657-nucleotide messenger RNA. It is a transcript of the gene TRPC4AP, whose product is annotated as transient receptor potential cation channel subfamily C member 4 associated protein. Gene Ontology annotation, biological process: ubiquitin-dependent protein catabolic process. Gene Ontology annotation, molecular function: phosphatase binding. The record is from RefSeq and is a predicted model, not a curated record. Bases 17 to 2410 code for a protein of 797 amino acids. The transcript has 19 exons. Lineage: Eukaryota; Metazoa; Chordata; Mammalia; Eulipotyphla; Soricidae. Gene Ontology annotation, cellular component: Cul4A-RING E3 ubiquitin ligase complex.
GUCGGAAGGAGGAGACAUGGCGGCGACGCCGGCGGCGGCUACGGCCGGGGCCGGCCGGGGGAGACGCGCGGCGGCCGCGGAUGCGGCGUGGGGCGGCUGGGCCGGCCGGCCGCGGCCCGGGAACAUCCUGUUGCAGCUGCGGCAGGGCCAGCUGACCGGCCGGGGCCUGGUGCGGGCCGUGCAGUUCCCAGACACUUUUUUGAUGGAGAGGGACAAACAGUCCAAAUGGAGUGGGAUUCCUCAGCUGCUCCUGAAGCUCCAUACCACCAGCCACCUCCACAGCGACUUCAUCGAGUGCCAAAACAUCCUCAAGGAAAUUUCUCCUCUUCUCUCCAUGGAAGCUAUGGCAUUUGUUACUGAAGAAAGGAAGCUUACACAAGAAACCACUUACCCAAAUACUUACAUAUUUGACUUGUUUGGAGGUGUUGAUCUCCUUGUAGAAAUCCUUAUGAGGCCUACGAUCUCUAUCCGAGGACAGAAAUUAAAGAUAAGCGAUGAAAUGUCCAAGGACUGUUUAAGCAUCCUGUAUAAUACCUGUGUCUGUACUGAAGGAGUUACAAAGCGUCUGGCAGAAAAGAAUGACUUUGUGAUCUUCCUUUUCACUCUGAUGACAAGUAAAAAGACAUUCUUACAAACAGCAACCCUCAUUGAAGAUAUUUUGGGUGUUAAAAAGGAAAUGAUUCGACUAGAUGAAGUCCCCAAUCUGAGCUCCUUAGUAUCCAAUUUUGAUCAGCAGCAGCUUGCGAAUUUCUGCCGGAUUCUGGCUGUCACCAUUUCCGAGAUGGAUACGGGCAAUGAUGACAAACAUACACUUCUUGCCAAAAAUGCUCAACAGAAGAAGAGCUUGGGCUUGGGGCCCUCUGCAGCCGAAAUCAACCAAGCGGCCCUUCUCAGCAUCCCUGGCUUCGUUGAGCGGCUUUGCAAACUGGCAACUCGAAAGGUGUCAGAGUCAACGGGCACAGCCAGCUUCCUGCAGGACCUGGAGGAGUGGUACACGUGGCUCGACAACGCUUUGGUGCUCGAUGCCCUGAUGCGAGUGGCGAAUGAGGAGUCCGAACACAAUCAAGCCUCCAUUGUGUUCCAUCCUCCAGGGGCUUCUGAGGAGAAUGGCCUGCCUCACACCUCGUCUAGGACCCAGCUGCCCCAGUCUAUGAAGAUCAUGCACGAGAUCAUGUACAAACUGGAAGUACUGUACGUCCUCUGUGUGCUGCUGAUGGGGCGUCAGCGAAACCAGGUGCACAGAAUGAUUGCAGAGUUCAAGCUGAUCCCUGGCCUCAAUAAUCUGUUUGACAAGUUGAUUUGGAGGAAGCAUUCAGCGUCUACCCUCGUCCUCCACGGACACAACCAGAACUGUGACUGCAGCCCGGACAUCACCUUGAAGAUACAGUUUUUGAGGCUUCUCCAGAGUUUCAGCGACCAUCAUGAGAACAAGUACCUGCUGCUGAACAACCAGGAGCUGAAUGAGCUCAGCGCCAUCUCCCUCAAGGCCAACAUCCCCGAGGUGGAGGCUGUGCUCAACACGGACAGGAGUUUGGUGUGUGAUGGGAAAAGGGGCUUAUUAACUCGUCUGCUGCAGGUCAUGAAGAAGGAGCCAGCCGAGUCAUCAUUCAGGUUCUGGCAAGCCCGGGCCGUGGAGAGUUUCCUCCGGGGGACCACCUCCUAUGCAGACCAGAUGUUCCUGCUCAAGCGAGGCCUGCUGGAGCACAUUCUCUACUGCAUUGUGGACAGUGAGUGCAAGUCCAGGGACGUGCUCCAGAGCUACUUUGACCUCCUAGGGGAGCUGAUGAAGUUCAAUGUUGAUGCGUUCAAGAGAUUCAACAAAUACAUCAACACUGACGCAAAGUUCCAGGUGUUCCUGAAGCAGAUCAACAGCUCCCUCGUGGACUCCAACAUGCUGGUGCGCUGCGUCACCUUGUCCCUGGACCGCUUUGAGAACCAGGUGGACAUGAAAGUGGCCGAAGUCCUGUCCGAGUGCCGCCUGCUGGCCUACAUCUCCCAGGUGCCCACCCAGAUGUCCUUCCUCUUCCGCCUCAUCAACAUCAUCCACGUGCAGACCCUGACCCAGGAGAACGUCAGCUGCCUCAACACCAGCCUGGUGAUCCUGAUGCUGGCGCGGCGGAAAGAGCGGCUGCCCCUGUACCUGCGGCUGCUGCAGCGCAUGGAGCACAGCAAGAAGUACCCGGGCUUCCUCCUCAACAACUUCCACAACCUGCUGCGCUUCUGGCAGCAGCACUACCUGCACAAGGACAAGGACAGCACCUGCCUGGAGAACAGCUCCUGCAUCAACUUCUCCUACUGGAAGGAGACCGUGUCUAUCCUGCUGGACCCCGACCGCCAGUCCCCCUCUGCCCUCGUGAGCUACAUCGAGGAACCCUACAUGGACAUAGACAGGGACUUCACUGAUGAGUGAGCGUGGGCACGCGUGCCACACCCCGCCCCUCCCCUCCCUACCCCUGCUGCUCUCUGCCCCCCCACAUACACCCAGUCUUCCAGGACAGGCCGGGGGCAGGGGAGUGUCUCAACCCCUGGGCCCCUGGGCCCGAGCCCCCAGGUCACUGGGGGCACCUCAGUGCUCCCGAGCUCCCCACCAUGAGGACAGGGCACCAGGCCACCCGUUCUCCCAGAACCCUGGGACUCUGGGAUUUUUAAACUGACUG